Molecule: messenger RNA, 1955 nt
Organism: Tupaia belangeri chinensis (Chinese tree shrew)
Lineage: Eukaryota; Metazoa; Chordata; Mammalia; Scandentia; Tupaiidae
Gene: KRT9
Product: keratin 9
Exons: 11
Coding region: 1-1809 (602 amino acids)
Biological process (GO): intermediate filament organization; epithelial cell differentiation
Cellular component (GO): cytoskeleton
Molecular function (GO): structural molecule activity
Source: RefSeq, a predicted model, not a curated record
AUGAGCUGCAGACAGUUUUCGUCGUCCUACUGGAGCCGCAGCAGUGGGGGUGGUGGGGUCGGUGGGGGAGGUGGGGGCAGCAUGAGGUCUUCCUACAGCCGCCGUAGCACCUCAGGGGCCGGAGGAGGAGGGGGCCGAUUCAGCUCUUCCAGUGGCUAUGGCGGGGGGAGCUCUCGUGUCUGUGGAAGGGGAGGUGGUGGCAGUUUUGGCUCCAGCUAUGGUGGAGGAUCGGGGGGUGGUUUUAGUGCUGGAAGCUUUGGGGGACAAGGCUCUUGUGGUUUUGGGGGUUCUGGAGUUGGCUUUGGUGGUGGUGCUGGAGGUGGCUUUGGUGGUGGUGCUGGAGGUGGCUUUGGUGGUGGUGCUGGAGGUGGCUUUGGUGGUGGUUCUGGAGGAGGCUUUGGUGGCUCUGGGGGUUUUGGUGGUUUUGGAGGUGGUGCUGGAGGCAGUGAUGAUGGCAUCCUGACUACUAAUGAGAAGGUAACCAUGCAGAAUCUCAAUACCCGGUUGGCCUCCUACUUGGACAAAGUGCAAGCACUUGAGGAAGCCAAUACCAGUCUGGAGAGUAAGAUUCAGGACUGGUACGACAAGAGGGGACCCAAUGCCUCACAAAAGGACUACGCUCCUUACUACAACACUAUUAAUGAUCUCAAGAACCAGAUUGCAGAUGUGACAACGAACAACAACAAAACUCUCCUGGAUUCUGACAACACUCGCAUGACACUGGAUGACUUCAGGAUGAAGUUUGAGAUGGAGCAGCACCUGAGGCAAGGAGUGGAAGCUGACAUCAAUGGCCUGCGCCAGGUGCUGGACAACCUGACCAUGGAAAAAUCUGACCUGGAGAUGCAGUAUGAGACUAUGCAGGAGGAGUUGAUGGCCCUCAAGAAAAAUCAUCAAGAUGAAAUGAGCCAGUUGACUGGACAGAACUCUGGGGAUGUCAAUGUGGAGAUAAAUGUUGCUCCGGGCAAAGAUCUCACCAAGAUCCUUAAUGAUAUGCGCCAGGAAUAUGAGCAGCUCAUUGCCAAGAACCGUCAGGACAUUGAACAACAGUAUGAGUCUCAGAUAAGCCAGAUUGAGCAGGAGGUGACCACCAGUAGCCAGGAGAUGGAAUCCAGCACCAAAGAGGUGUCCCAGCUCUGGCACAGUGCCCAGGAGUUGGAGAUUGAACUGCAGUCUCAGCAAAACAUGAAAUCAUCCCUGGAGAAAUCCUUGGAAGACACAAAGAACCGCUACUGUGGGCAGCUGCAGCAGAUCCAGAACCAGAUCAGUAAUGUGGAGCAACAGCUCAGUGAGGUCCGGGCAGAGGUGGAGUGCCAGAAUCAGGAAUACAGUGCUCUGCUCAGUAUCAAGACGCGACUGGAACAGGAAAUUACAACUUACCGCACCCUCCUUGAGGGUGGCCAGGAAGACUUUGAAUCUUCUGGAGCUCAACAAAUUGGAUUUGGAGGUGGAAGUCAAGGAGGAAGUGGGUCUCGAGGUGGAAGUGGGGGCAGUUAUGGAAGAGGAUCCAGGGGAGGAAGUGGAUAUGGAGGAGGAAGUGGAGGCCAGUAUGGUGGAGGAAGUGGAGGCAGUCAUGGUGGAGGAAGUGGAGGCCACUAUGGAGAAGGAAGUGUAUCUGGAGGAGGAAGUGGUGGUGGCAGCCAUGGUGGAGGAAGUGGAUCUGGAGGAGGAAGUGGUGGUGGCAGCCAUGGAGGAGGAAGUGGAUCCAAAGGAGGAAGUGGUAGUGGCUAUGGAGGAGGAAGUGGAAAGUCAUCCCAGUCACAGUCCUCAAAAUCUGGCAACUACGAUGAUACGCAAAGCUACAGAUACUAGAGCACCUGUAAACUUGCCCCGCCCAUCUCCAGCUGAGCAUCCGCCAAAAAGACAGACCCUGGAGGAAGACUGCUCAUUGCACCUGGACACCAGGAGUAGUUGGCAACAAGCCCUGAUGCCUGUUUGGGACUGGACUGACUUGGCAU